AGCGAGUUAGGGAGGGAGGGAUAAAAGUGGGCGUUUGCUGCUCUUGGGGAACGGGAAAACUGAGGCUCCCUCUGGGGCCCGGGGCUCCGGGCCGUGGGGAGAAAUGCUCCGGAAAAUUGGCCUUUUUGUCCCGCCUCUCCACCCCGAGCAUCCUUCGGCUGCCCACCCCGGAACCUGCAGGCUGGCUUUGUUUGCCCCAGCUGGCUCUCCAGUUCCGCCCGCCCUCGUCGUCGGUGCCUCAGUUCCUGAAGCCGCUGACUUCUCACAGCUGGAACUGCGGGCCUAGGGCAGCGGAUGGCGCCCAAGAGUUUGGUGACAUCUGCCCAACCAGGUUGGCGCCCCGCACGUCGUGCUUCUCGCUAGCAAAGUUUCUCUGUGAAAAGAAGCCCCUCCAGCUGCCUCUGGAUCCUGUAGCGCGUGCGCGCGCGCUGCUUCUCUCCCCGGAGGCUGCGCUUGGGGACCGGGUUGUGGCUUUGCUCCAGCACUAGGGCCGGCGGCCCGCGGGGGCGGAGCUUGGGGAAUCCGAGUAGCUGUCCUGGGAACCCUCCACUCGGCGCGGGUCUGGAGAGAGCCGGCGAGCAGGCGGGCGGGCGAGCCGAUAGCCACAGCCAAGCGCUAGGGUACCUAGGCACUGAGAUGAAUCACCAAAGGAACGCUCGGGCUGCGCCCCCUCUUCUGCCCCGGCUCAGUUCUCGGCUGAUUUGAGAGGGCACCACUGGUCAGGACUCCUCGAGAGGAGCUGCUGAGCGUCGGUGUCCCGGACAGAGUGGGUACACGCCUGCCUUCGGGCUGCGCAAGGAGGAGCAGCCACGGAAACGGCUGUUGCCAUGAGUGUUCACGUGUCUGGAACUGGACUCCCGACUGGGCGCUAAAAUGCUUGCUUUGCCUUGUCCAAGUUUUACGGCACUUAUGUUGACGAUUGGAAUCCUGGGCCAAUCAAGAGUCAAAUUCAAAGUGGUACUCCUGGACUCUCCAUCCCAGGCUCCAACAAGUCUAAUUUGAGACUAGGAGAGAGAGAUCUCCUAAUCUAUCAGAUCUCCAUUCCGGAAUUGGACUUGAUAGAUCUCUUCACUAAUACUUGGAAAGCAGUGGCUACAGGGUUCGCUUGGGGGUGAGGGUGAGGGAUGCUCUGAAGAUCAGACCACAACACUCAGAACCUCGACAAUGGACCAAGUUUAUGAAAUUCCUGAUGAGCCAAACGUGGAUCCCAUUUCAUCUCUGGAGGAAGAUGUCAUCCGUGGGGCCAACCCCCGAUUUACCUUUCCAUUUGGCAUCCUCUUUUCUACCUUUUUGUACUGUGGGGAGGCUGCAUCUGCCUUGUAUAUGGUUAGAAUCUAUCGAAAGAAUAGUGAAACCUACUGGAUGGCAUACACCUUAUCCUUCUUUAUGUUUUCAUCCAUUAUGGUCCAGCUGACUCUCAUUUUUGUCCACAGAGAUCUGGCCAAAGACAAGCCACUUUCAUUGUUUAUGCAUCUCAUCCUCUUGGGACCUGUUACCAGAUGUUUGGAGGCCAUGAUUAAGUACCUCACACUAUGGAAGAAAGAAGGACAGGAGGAGCCCUAUGUCAGCCUCACCCGAAAGAAGAUGCUAAUAAAUGGCGAGGAGGUGCUGAUAGAAUGGGAGGUGGGCCACUCCAUCCGGACCCUGGCUAUGCACCGUAAUGCCUACAAACGUAUGUCACAGAUCCAAGCCUUCCUGGGCUCAGUGCCCCAGCUGACCUAUCAGCUCUAUGUGACCCUGAUCUCUGCAGAGGUUCCCCUGGGUAGAGCUGUGCUAAUGGUCUUUUCCCUGAUAUCUGUCACCUAUGGGGCUACCCUCUGCAAUAUGUUGGCUAUCCAGAUCAAGUACGAUGAAUACAAGAUUCGCCUUGGGCUCCUAGAAGUCCUCUGCAUCACCAUCUGGCGGACAUUGGAGAUAACUUCUCGCCUCCUGAUCCUGGUCCUCUUCUCAGCCACCUUGAAAUUGAAGGCUGUGCCCUUUCUAUUGCUCAACUUCCUGAUCAUCCUCUUUGAGCCUUGGGUCAAAUUCUGGAGGAGCGGUGCUCAAAUGCCCAAUAACAUUGAGAAAAAUUUCAGCCGGGUCGGCACCCUGGUGGUGCUGAUCUCUGUUACUGUCCUCUAUGCUGGCAUCAACUUCUCUUGCUGGUCAGCUUUGCAGUUGAAAUUGGCAGAUAGGGACCUUGUUGAAAAAGGUCAAAACUGGGGACAUAUGGGCCUGCACUAUAGUGUGAGAUUGGUAGAGAAUGUGAUCAUGGUAUUGGUUUUUAAGUUCUUUGGAGUCAAAGUGUUACUGAAUUAUUGUCAUUCCUUGAUUGCCUUGCAGCUCAUCAUUGUUUAUCUGAUUUCCAUUGGCUUCAUGCUCCUUUUCUUCCAGUACUUGCAUCCAUUACGCUCACUCUUCACCCACAACGUAGUGGACUACCUACACUGUGUCUGUUGCCAUCGGCACCCUCGGGGCAGGGUUGAGAAUAUGGAGCCAUCUUUUGAUGCUGAAGCAAGGCAAAGCAUUGUCUGAUUCUGUCUUCUGGCUAUUUGGGGAUGGCUUGGGUAUUGUCAAGAGCAACUGUGAAAUUGAAGGAGAGGUAUGAGGCUCACUGGUGAGUACUCACCAGGAUAUUUUCUUGACUUUUCUGGUAAGCCUGUCAGAUGAAAGAGCAGCUCCCAAAUAGGCUUUAUUUCCGUCAAAUUGACUGUUAUGUUUGGACACCAGGGUAGCCACUAUAUACUCAGAAAGUCAGAGAGACCAUUCACAUUCCUCCCACCAAAGCCAGCUGUCUGCCUACCCUAUGGGGUAGCUUACCUUUAUGCACCUUAGUGGGUUCUCUGUGACCUUCUAGCUCUGCUUGUUUGCUUAAGGCAUUACUGAGUCUCCCCCAGGCUGAACUGAAGGGCCAGAAUCCCACCAGAAUAUAUCCUGACCCAAGGAUAUGACUGAUUACUAGCUGUGGGUACCUCCCAGGAAACAGUCUGACUAAUGUGGAACCUAUAACUCUAAGUGUUCUGGGGUCUUUUAAUUCCAAUGAGAAACUCUGGUUAAUAGGAAAACCUCCACCAUAAAAGAGCUUUUCCCCAAAUGAGUUAGCUCUCCAUCAGGAUUUUACGAGUAAUCAUUCAUUCAAGGGGCCUUUCUUUUCAGUGGCCCUUCAUAGAUAGGCACACCUUGAGGAGGAAGUGCAGAGUAGGAUUCUUUCAGGGCAUAAGCCAGAAAGACUUUUUCUCAGGGACCUGCAUGGACCUCCAGCUUGUUGAGUGGAGUGGUUGAGUAAAAUCUUUUACUUUGUGCCUCAUAUCAGGGAUUCCCCCUACCCUGGCUUUUGUGUCCUCUUCAUGUUGUACUACUUGAUGUGAACCUCAGAGAAUCUGAGCUAUAAUUGAAAAUGUUUCUAAUGUGUAGAAGAAAGGAAUAUUGCCUUGUG
Messenger RNA from Manis pentadactyla (Chinese pangolin), 3415 nucleotides. RefSeq names its product XK related X-linked (gene XKRX). The record is from RefSeq and is a predicted model, not a curated record. The transcript has 3 exons. Gene Ontology annotation, cellular component: membrane. Bases 1165 to 2514 code for a protein of 449 amino acids. Lineage: Eukaryota; Metazoa; Chordata; Mammalia; Pholidota; Manidae.